Messenger RNA from Entelurus aequoreus (snake pipefish), 2799 nucleotides. It is a transcript of the gene ren, whose product is annotated as renin. Gene Ontology annotation, biological process: angiotensin maturation. The transcript is spliced from 9 exons. Gene Ontology annotation, molecular function: aspartic-type endopeptidase activity. Bases 724 to 1932 code for a protein of 402 amino acids. Lineage: Eukaryota; Metazoa; Chordata; Actinopteri; Syngnathiformes; Syngnathidae. The record is from RefSeq and is a predicted model, not a curated record.
ACGUGGUCACGUGACCUAACGCAGCUGUCAGAAUAGCAUAAAACCCGGAAGUGGGCUGCUACCGGUGAGAGCGAGAGGGACACGCUGUGUGAGGUUGCUGCAGGUAUGUGACUCGGUUUUACGCUUUUACUGAUUAACUAAGCCUUCUAAACUGACAUGUAAUAAUGUUGAACUGUAGGAGCCGACUACCGGAGCCGUGGGUCGUCCCGCGGGAGUGUUUGAGUGUGAUUUAUCUGCGGAAUUGGUGAGUUGCAUUUGUGUAGCUUUACGUAGCCUAGCCGCUGCAUUCGUUUUGAAUGGAGCUGUUAGCAUCUACUUAUAUGCCGGUUUCUCUGAAUAUAGUAACACAUUGAAUGAAAUGUUAUCACUGUUAAACAAUUGUCUGAUUGUCCUUGGGUUGUUUUACUUGCUGAUGGUUAUCAGUGCUAUGCAUCCAAGGCACUUUAUGAAGCAGUCCAGUUAACCACUGUGUCUGCUAGCACUCUAUUUGUGGAUGCAGUGUUUUUUUUUUAUUUUGAUACUAUUAGAGAAAUGAAUAUUUCAAUAUAACAAUUAUUAUAUUAUUUAUUCUAAUUGGAUUAUGAAUUAUUGUACAGUAUUAAGGAAUAUACUUUGCUAUUUGAAUACAGUUGUAUUAUUUAGUAUUUAGUAUUUGAAUGUAUUUUCUUUUGUGUGCACACUGGAAAUUUGACUGGUCCUGCCCUUUUAUACAGGCCAGGUUGGAUGGCGAGCUUAGAACCCAAACUAGAGUCUGAAGUUUUAUGCCUGGAACCGAACCAACCAACUGAACUGAAUCCACCCAACCGAGCCCCGGGCGGAAUACGCUUGAAAAAGAUGCCGUCUAUCAGGGAGACACUACAGGAUAUGGGAGUUUCGGUGGAGCAGGUGUUGACUGAGCUUGCCCAGAUGAACUCACAAGACCUAAGCAAUGGAACUGUUCCCACACCUCUUACCAACUAUUUGGAUACUCAGUACUACGGGGAAAUCAGCAUCGGCUCCCCGGCUCAGAUAUUUAACGUGGUAUUCGACACGGGGUCAGCUAACCUGUGGGUGCCCUCACAAAGUUGCUCUCCUUUCUCCACGGCCUGCUUCACUCAUAAUAGGUAUGAUGCCUCCCUGUCACGCACCUACAUGGAAAACGGAACAGGAUUUUCUAUCCAGUAUGCUUCAGGAAACGUCAGGGGAUUCCUUAGUGAGGAUGUAGUUGUGGUUGGUGGCAUUCCUGUGAUCCAAGUGUUUGCUGAAGCAACCACGCUGUCUGCCAUGCCCUUCAUCUUUGCUAAGUUUGACGGAGUCCUGGGGAUGGGCUACCCAAAUGUGGCCAUCGAUGGCAUCACUCCAGUGUUUGAUCGCAUCAUGUCUCAACAUGUCCUCAGGGAGGAGGUGUUCUCUAUCUAUUACAGCAGGGACCCCCAACAUUCCCCAGGUGGAGAGCUAGUCCUGGGCGGCACAGACCCAAACUACUACACUGGAAACUUUAAUUACAUGGAGACCAAAGAAAUGGGCAAAUGGGAAGUCAUGAUGAAAGGUGUUUCUGUGGGGACAGAAAUGAUCUUCUGCGCAGAGGGCUGCACAGCUGUGAUAGACACGGGCUCCUCCUACAUCACUGGCCCGGCCUCCUCCGUCUCUGUGUUGAUGAAAAUUAUUGGAGCCCAGCAGGACGAAAGUGGGUACAAAGUCAACUGUGACACAGUGAAGACGUUGCCAAGUAUCACUUUCCAUCUGGGUGGCCGUGAGUACUCACUUACCCAGGAGGAUUACAUUAUAUGGCAAUCCCAGAUGGAGGGGGAUGUCUGCAUUGUCACCUUCAGGGGCUUGGAUGUACCACCCCCUACAGGUCCCAUUUGGAUUUUGGGAGCCAACUUCAUCGCUCGCUACUACACAGAAUUUGACCGUCGCAAUAAUCGGAUAGGCUUUGCUGUAGCAGUCUGAUGCUCUUUUGGUUUUUGCGGUUCAUAAAUGCAACAUAUUAAGGAAUCGUCUGCCAUCGUCCUUUGCUUCUUUGAAUUUCUGCUUUCCUGAACUGCCAAGCUUUGUUUCAUUCAGAAUGUUUACAUGCACUAAAACAGACAGAUUCCCCUCCAUUUUUUACACUUCUAUAAGAAGUCAGUCAUUAGUGUAGUGCACGGUAUCUACGAAACACUAGAGGCCAAAUUUGGUGAUUUGAAGGAAAAUGCUACACAAUAGCUGUCACUGGUUGUAGCCAUCUAUUCAAAUGGAUAACAUUGAUUUCCACAGCUCUUACAUGGUAAGCUUUUAAUGUGUUUAAAUGACAUUUCAACACAUAUACAAAUUCCCAGUGUGAAUGAUUAAAAAAUAUAUAUAUUUUCACAAUGCUUUGAAUUAUUAUUACAUGUCAAUGAUGUUGUCCAAAUUGUUGUAUAUGGGAAUUCCAUUCUUACUUCACUUAAUACGUUUGACAAAGCAAGCGAUUGCACUGUACUUUUUGGAUGUUCCUCUCAUUCAGUUAAAUAUAUUUAUUGAGAGGCAUUGAAUAUGUUAUGUUAUGUUGUGUACUUAUCAUAGACUGACAAAAUAAACAGAUAAUAUUUUAAGUCUAUUUUUCUUCAAUUUUGAAUACAAAAAAAAUAAGUUUUGGGCAUUGAAGUACAGCUGUUCACUCAGUAGUAUUUGUGCUCAGUCACCAUGUCACGUAUUGAAACUGGCUUUUUCUAAAAAAUUCUACUAUGUAGUAAACAGGUAGGUUUUUAUUUUGCUCAUUUACCGUCAAAAUAUUGAAUUGUUUCAGCUGCUGUAGCAUUAAUUUGUCUCCUUGUUGGUGUAAACAUCACACUUUUC